Messenger RNA from Cercocebus atys (sooty mangabey), 9142 nucleotides. It is a transcript of the gene CLASP1, whose product is annotated as cytoplasmic linker associated protein 1. Gene Ontology annotation, molecular function: kinetochore binding; microtubule binding. Bases 1093 to 6039 code for a protein of 1648 amino acids. Gene Ontology annotation, cellular component: microtubule organizing center; cytoplasmic microtubule; mitotic spindle. Gene Ontology annotation, biological process: mitotic spindle assembly. The record is from RefSeq and is a predicted model, not a curated record. The transcript has 46 exons. NCBI's taxonomy places the organism in Eukaryota, Metazoa, Chordata, Mammalia, Primates, Cercopithecidae.
AUCCACGUGCCUCAGGCUCCCAAAGUGCUGGGAUUACAGGUGUAAGCCAUCGUGCCUGGCCUCAAUUACAUUCUUAAGUGACCAUUUUUGAAAAUGUAGGACUAGAGUGAUGGUUAGGUCUUUUGAUAUUUUAAGGAAAACCAUGUUAAUGUUGAAUAGGAAUAAGUUUAUGUUGGAAAAAUAUUGAGGCAAUCACAACUCAUUUUGGAAACCGAGCUGCUGUAUGUAGUACAACCCAGUUUAUACUAACAUUGUUAAGGCACAGCUCUCUUUUUGCACUUUUCUUUUGGAAUUUAUUUUUUGUAAGUCCAUAAAACAUAACUAUAAAAAUUUCAUUUUAGUAAAAGCAGUGUCUUUCUAUAGCUUAUCUGAGAAAUAUAGCAAAUUUUUGUUAGGUAUAAGCUUAGUAAAUUACAGACUUAAAAGUAUAUGAGCUUGAAAUAUGAUUGAAUAGUGGUAGACAGGGUAUGAAAUUUCACAGUAUUUCAUAGUAUAUGAAAUUGUAUACAGUGUAUAAAAUUGCUUAUUUUAUAGUAUAUGAAAUUAUCUUUUCAGUAGCCUUUGUCAUUGCUCAGGUGACGUUCCACAUUAUUUUUCCCUAACAGGUCACUUAAAUUGCAUUGAAAGGGUUUGAAGUAACAUAAUAAUAUCUAAAUUGUCAAUGAAUAAAUGAAUCUCUAAAGCCCAAAAUGAAGUUCUCUUUCUUUAGCAGACACAGAGUUCCUUGUCUUUGAAGGUUAUCUAUGACUGCACAUUUUCCUCGUCCAUCAGAUUCGUACUGAGGAGUAUGAAUCUUGCCUAAGCAAGAAUGGACUGCUGAAUUAUGAAGUAUUUCAGACCCAAUAGUAGAACAUCACUCUGCCACUCACUCCUUUAUCUCCUACUAGUUAUUUAAAUUGGACUUUUAAUAUCCUACCAGCUGCUCUUCAGACACACAUGGUGCAUUGUUGCCAUUCCCCAGAUUGCAUCUUUGAAACACAGGCUCUUAGUAACCUUCAGCGAACAAAGAGGCAACCUCCCAGAUACGUCUGCUGGGAGGGAGUCAUCCUGACUGCCCUCUAGCUUUUGCUGGAUCUGGAUUUGAAUUCCACUAUGGAGCCUCGCAUGGAGUCCUGCCUGGCGCAGGUGUUGCAGAAGGAUGUGGGGAAACGAUUGCAGGUUGGCCAAGAACUGAUAGACUAUUUCUCAGACAAACAGAAGUCUGCUGACCUUGAGCAUGACCAGACCAUGUUAGAUAAACUUGUGGAUGGACUUGCUACCUCUUGGGUGAACUCUAGCAAUUACAAGGUGGUUCUGCUGGGCAUGGACAUCCUGUCCGCCCUGGUGACCCGGCUGCAGGAUCGGUUCAAGGCGCAGAUCGGCACAGUGCUGCCAAGUCUAAUAGACAGACUAGGAGAUGCUAAAGACUCUGUGAGGGAGCAGGACCAAACUCUGCUGCUAAAGAUCAUGGAUCAAGCUGCUAAUCCCCAGUACGUAUGGGACAGAAUGCUCGGAGGCUUCAAACACAAGAAUUUCCGUACUCGAGAAGGCAUCUGUCUCUGCCUUAUAGCAACACUCAAUGCCUCUGGAGCGCAGACUUUAACACUAAGCAAGAUUGUGCCACAUAUAUGCAACUUACUUGGAGAUCCAAACAGCCAGGUUCGAGAUGCAGCAAUAAACAGCUUAGUGGAAAUUUACAGACAUGUAGGAGAACGUGUGAGGGCAGAUCUCAGUAAAAAAGGAUUGCCACAGUCCCGAUUGAAUGUAAUUUUUACAAAAUUUGAUGAAGUCCAGAAAUCUGGAAACAUGAUACAAUCUGCAAAUGAUAAAAAUUUCGAUGAUGAAGAUUCUGUGGAUGGUAACAGACCUUCCUCUGCUAGUUCUACGUCAUCCAAGGCUCCACCGAGUUCUCGGAGAAACGUUGGAAUGGGAACCACCCGCCGUCUUGGUUCAUCCACCCUGGGAUCCAAGUCUUCAGCUGCAAAAGAAGGAGCUGGUGCUGUGGAUGAAGAAGAUUUUAUUAAAGCAUUUGAUGAUGUACCUGUAGUACAGAUUUAUUCCAGCCGAGACCUUGAGGAAUCCAUAAACAAAAUUAGGGAAAUACUAUCUGAUGACAAGCAUGAUUGGGAACAGAGAGUAAAUGCUCUAAAAAAGAUUAGAUCUUUACUUUUGGCUGGUGCCGCUGAGUAUGAUAACUUCUUUCAACAUUUGCGUCUUUUGGAUGGAGCCUUUAAACUCUCUGCUAAGGAUCUGCGGUCUCAGGUAGUGCGGGAGGCUUGUAUCACGUUGGGACAUCUGUCAUCAGUUCUGGGGAAUAAGUUUGACCAUGGAGCCGAAGCCAUUAUGCCAACUAUCUUUAAUUUAAUUCCAAACAGUGCCAAAAUUAUGGCCACGUCUGGUGUUGUAGCUGUUAGGUUAAUUAUUCGGCACACACACAUCCCUAGGUUAAUACCUGUCAUAACAAGCAACUGUACCUCUAAGUCUGUCGCUGUUAGAAGGCGCUGUUUUGAAUUUUUAGAUUUGCUUUUACAAGAAUGGCAGACACAUUCACUAGAACGACACAUAUCAGUAUUAGCUGAAACAAUAAAGAAGGGAAUACAUGAUGCUGAUUCCGAAGCAAGAAUAGAAGCCAGAAAAUGUUACUGGGGUUUCCACAGUCACUUCAGCAGAGAAGCAGAGCACUUAUACCACACCUUGGAGUCCUCCUACCAGAAAGCCCUGCAGUCCCACCUGAAGAACUCAGACAGCAUAGUGUCUCUGCCUCAGUCAGACCGCUCGUCUUCCAGCUCUCAAGAGAGUCUAAAUCGUCCGCUGUCUGCCAAAAGAAGUCCUACUGGAAGUACCACAUCUAGAGCUUCUACAGUUAGUACCAAAUCUGUGUCAACAACUGGGUCCCUCCAGCGAUCUCGAAGUGAUAUUGAUGUGAAUGCAGCAGCCAGUGCCAAAUCCAAAGUCUCCUCAUCUGCGGGCACGACGCCUUUCAGCUCUGCAGCGGCUUUGCCUCCAGGGUCAUACGCAUCCUUAGAGUCCAGACACAUGAGGGAAGACAUGGAGUACAUAGGCCUGGACUCAGAUGGUACUACCACUAAAGCGGAGGGUCGGAUCCGCACAAGACGGCAAAGCUCUGGGAGUGCCACCAACGUCGCCUCUACACCUGAUAACCGGGGCCGCAGUCGCGCUAAAGUGGUUUCACAGUCCCAGCGAUCCAGAUCUGCUAAUCCUGCUGGUGCUGGCAGCCGGUCAAGUUCCCCAGGAAAAUUGUUGGGAAGUGGUUAUGGUGGACUUGCUGGGGGCUCCUCACGAGGCCCACCUGUGACACCGUCCUCAGAAAAGCGAAGCAAGAUUCCCAGGAGCCAGGGAUGUAGCCGGGAAACAAGUCCAAACCGAAUAGGAUUAGCACGGAGCAGCCGUAUCCCUCGACCCAGCAUGAGUCAGGGGUGCAGCCGCGAUACCAGCCGUGAGAGCAGCCGAGAUACAAGCCCUGCUCGGGGCUUUCCUCCACUUGCCUCUCGACGUCAUUCCAGGUCCACUAGUGCUCUCUCCACUGCUGAAUCUGUUGGGCAGUCAGUAGAUCGAUUUGGGCUUGGCCAGCCAGGAAGAAUACCUGGUUCUGUGAAUGCCAUGAGAGUUCUGAGCACAAGUACAGAUCUUGAAGCUGCUGUUGCUGAUGCUUUGCUGUUAGGAGACUCCAGGAGCAAGAAGAAGCCUGUGAGGAGGAGAUAUGAGCCGUAUGGAAUGUAUUCUGACGAUGAUGCCAACAGUGAUGCCUCAAGUGUUUGCUCUGAGCGCUCAUAUGGCUCCAGGAAUGGUGGCAUUCCCCAUUACCUGCGGCAGACUGAAGAUGUAGCAGAAGUUCUCAACCACUGUGCUAGUUCAAACUGGUCAGAAAGGAAAGAAGGGCUUCUGGGCCUGCAGAACUUACUGAAGAGCCAAAGAACACUGAGUCGAGUUGAACUGAAAAGGUUGUGUGAGAUCUUCACCCGGAUGUUUGCUGACCCUCAUAGCAAGAUUGCUGAUUCAGAAGCAGAAUGUGAGGAUAAAGAAGGAAAUUUGUUUCCAUCAGAAGUCUCUUGUACAGUGAGUUUGGAGAGAGUUUUCAGUAUGUUUUUGGAGACUCUUGUGGAUUUUAUAAUAAUUCAUAAGGAUGAUUUACAAGACUGGCUUUUUGUUCUUCUCACACAAUUACUUAAGAAAAUGGGAGCAGAUUUACUUGGAUCUGUGCAAGCAAAAGUUCAAAAGGCUCUAGAUGUCACAAGGGACUCCUUUCCAUUUGAUCAACAAUUUAACAUUUUGAUGAGAUUUAUUGUGGAUCAAACUCAAACUCCAAACCUCAAGGUCAAAGUUGCAAUCCUGAAAUACAUUGAGUCUCUGGCCAGACAGAUGGAUCCAACAGAUUUUGUAAACUCUAGUGAGACAAGGCUUGCUGUUUCUAGAAUCAUAACCUGGACAACAGAACCAAAGAGUUCAGACGUGAGAAAGUCCUCGCUUCAGCGUAGUCGAGUAGGUGAGGAUUUCCCCACUAGGUCAGCUUCAACCUGCUCUGGGCCUGGAGAAGGAAACUUGGAAGAAAGUUGUAAACAGGCAGCACAAAUUGUGCUGAUCUCUCUGUUUGAAUUGAAUACUCCUGAAUUUACCAUGUUACUUGGUGCCUUGCCAAAAACAUUCCAGGAUGGUGCCACCAAACUCCUGCACAACCACCUCAAGAAUUCCAGUAACACCAGUGUGGGCUCUCCAAGCAAUACGAUUGGCCGAACGCCCUCCCGACACACCAGCAGCAGGACCAGCCCCCUAACCUCACCCACCAACUGUUCCCAUGGGGGUCUGUCUCCAAGUCGGUUAUGGGGUUGGAGUGCCGACGGGUUAGCGAAGCACCCACCUCCCUUUUCUCAGCCUAACUCCAUCCCCACCGCUCCCUCCCACAAGGCUCUCAGGCGCUCUUACUCUCCCAGCAUGCUGGACUAUGAUACAGAGAACCUGAACUCUGAAGAAAUCUAUAGUUCUCUACGUGGAGUUACAGAAGCCAUUGAAAAGUUUAGUUUUCGAAGCCAAGAAGAUCUGAAUGAGCCCAUUAAACGAGAUGGCAAAAAGGAAUGUGAUAUUGUGUCCCGCGAUGGGGGUGCUGCCUCCCCUGCCACCAGCGAGGUAGAAGGAGGCCGGACAGCUCUGGAUAACAAGACCUCGCUACUCAACACCCAGCCUCCGCGCGCCUUCCCAGGACCGCGGGCACGAGACUACAACCCGUACCCCUACUCAGAUGCCAUCAACACCUAUGACAAGACUGCCCUGAAAGAGGCUGUGUUCGAUGACGACAUGGAGCAGCUUCGAGAUGUGCCCAUCGACCAUUCUGACCUGGUGGCUGACCUUCUGAAAGAGCUGUCCAACCAUAACGAGCGAGUGGAGGAACGGAAGGGAGCCCUGCUGGAGCUGCUCAAGAUCACGCGGGAGGACAGCCUGGGUGUCUGGGAGGAGCACUUCAAGACCAUCCUGCUCCUGCUGCUGGAGACCCUCGGGGACAAAGACCAUUCUAUUCGAGCACUGGCGUUGAGAGUUUUGAGGGAAAUUCUGAGAAAUCAACCAGCAAGAUUUAAAAACUACGCCGAGCUGACGAUUAUGAAGACUCUGGAAGCCCACAAAGACUCCCAUAAGGAGGUGGUGAGAGCGGCUGAGGAGGCUGCGUCCACACUGGCCAGUUCCAUCCACCCGGAGCAGUGCAUCAAGGUGCUCUGCCCCAUCAUCCAGACGGCCGACUACCCCAUCAACCUUGCUGCCAUCAAGAUGCAGACCAAAGUCGUCGAGAGGAUCGCCAAGGAGUCGCUGCUGCAGCUCCUCGCCGACAUCAUCCCAGGCUUGCUGCAGGGUUACGACAACACCGAAAGUAGUGUGCGCAAGGCCAGCGUGUUUUGCUUGGUGGCAAUUUAUUCCGUAAUCGGAGAAGACCUGAAACCUCACCUUGCACAGCUCACAGGGAGCAAGAUGAAGUUACUAAACUUAUAUAUCAAGAGGGCCCAGACCACCAACAGCAACAGCAGCUCCUCCUCCGAUGUCUCCACGCACAGCUAAUGGCAGCACCUGUCUCUUGUGUAGACCUAGAAGCAAUCGGUGGUGCCUCUCAGAGACCUCUCCCCACCCCCUUCAUCGGCUGCCCUGUCAGUACAAGGAGGCCCACAAAUAUUUAUUACAAUCAGUAUUUUGGUCCCUUCCAGCUUUUCUGUAGAAUCUUACUGGUAUUGAAUGUAAAGGAAGCAAGGCCUGUAUUGCAGUCUUCAUACAAAAUGAAAGGAGUAAGAACAGAAAAGAGCCAUGCUGAAACAUGUCUUGUGCAGCCUGCUGCGAUGGCGAAACCAUGUGUGUGGGGUGCAGCUUUUAAAAAUCAGAGCGCUGGAGCCACUACUUGGUAGAAAGUAGCAUUUUUUUUUUUUUUCCAGUUAAUAACGGAUUUGGGGGUGGGGUGGGAUGUUACUUUGUGUUCCUCCUCCUUAGCCUAUUUUCUUGUGAGUAUGGUCUGUGUGGGGCCCCUUUCACAGCUGACACCAUGAAAGGUGACACAUCUUUAAGUUGUGUUCUGAGACCUACUAAAAAUGGGAAUCAAGUCUUGGCAAGAACGGUCUGAAGAUGGCCUUUUAACAAACGCUAGGAAUUUUUCUUGUCAUAUCCGGACUGGAGGCCGACUGCCCUGGCUUUCAGCAUAGAAUUGGGAGUGCACCCCAGCAGUCUCCUUCCAGCCCUCCCUAAUCAACUCCACAGACAAGGUCCUCACCCCAGAGCUUCCAUGCAAAGGAAUUCUUCAAAUUUAAAUCUGGACACAAAAAUAAGAUAAAUGUAUGGCAUCAUGUAGGGAUGCCUGAGAUGGCAGUUCGUGAAGCACAGAAGAUAAAAGAGAAGUCUUUCAUCUUUACUGCUGAGAUCCUUGGGAACACUGUUGUCAUGGGGGUUCUGCCAAGAUCCACAUCCCUGGGCUACUUGGUGAUUCCGAUUUAGCAGCAACCUCUUUCCUCUCCCCGAAGUUCUGCUGAAGCUGUUCAGUUCUAACAUGGUCUCAGUUAAUCUGGUAAAUGCCAUCUUUACCAUCUUAGUUCUGACUUCUCCAUUUAAUGUGGGAUUAAGAGCAAAGAAAAGCCUAGAGAGACUGGAUAUCACAGUUUUCUUAAUGUUAUAAACCGAAGUCGUUCCUUGAAUGUCUGUUGAUGAAAUAGUCACUGUUUAAGGAAAAUAAUUAUGAGGUGUAGCAGAUUGCAGAAAAACAGGAUUAGAAACACACUUAAAAAGAACACACGUUUAGAGUCUGUCUUCCUCCUCAAGGAACCACUACCCCCUUUUACACACACCUUUAGAGCCUGAUUACUCCAAUAAAAGCAACUAGAGGUUUGCAGUCGGUUUAAAUAAAUUUUGACUAAAAUUCUUAAGCCAAAUGGAAAUUCUUAAUGCAAUCAUGAGGACUUCUAUUGUCUCUUCCUGUUGUAUUAGAUCCUAUAAAUUGAACUGAUUUUUCCAUAAGGAAAACGCUUUUGAGAUUAAUUCUAAUAAUGUAUUUGCUAUUCCAGUGCAGAGCCCACUGCAACUGCUAGGACUGAAAGCAGACGCUGGGUGCCAGAGCACGUGGUUCUCACCAUCAUUUCCACAGACCCCUCUGCCCUGACCCUCCAGAUUGGAUGUAGGAAGCUGGGAAAGACUGAUGUUGUAUUUGGAAACAUGCGCUGAAAAUGAAGGCCUCAUAAUGUGUAGGAACAGUGAAGCCAGGGUGCUGACCGUGUGUGUGUGUGUUGUGUGGGGCGUGUGGUGUGUGUGUGGCGUGUGGUGUGUGUGUGUUUGUGCGUGCACCCUACACGUGUGGUACCUCACUGCUGCUGUUUAGGGAACUUGAGGGAUGCAUUUCAAGGGGUUGGGUAUUCCUGACUAGCUUUGGCUUAAAAUAUAGCAGGACCAGGUCUUUUGUUGAUAAAUACUGUUGGUUUAUUAAAAUGUCAUGAAUGGUAUUUCUUUUUUACACUCUACAAGUGAAUUAGGGAGUCUUCUGUUGACGCGUCUGUUGUAGGAAUGUGCGUCGGGCCAGGUUAUCCGUGAGUGUCUUUAUGCCUCAUGCAGUUAGACAGACCUUUCUCCUUGAGCUCUUUGACUCCAGAAGGCCCUGCAGUCCCCGGUGUACUGAGAAAGGAUCUUGAACAUCGCUGGACGUCCUCAUAGUACUCACAAAGGGCUAGCCUUGAAUGUCACUUGCCCAGUCUUCAGUCUCCUGACAAAGAGAGAUACAAUCAUGUCACAGGUCUCUUGGCCUCAAUCUGAAAACUGCUGCCGCCGCGCCGAGGAGACUCGCAUGCCGCCACCACCUCACUGGGAGGGCGCCGAGCCCACCGUCGCCCCCUAGACCCUGACAGCUGCAGCUGCCUUGCCUUGCCGCCGCCUCCCUGCAGGGCCCCUGUUCCAAUGAAAAACAGAACACACAAGAGCAGAGCACCUAGGCCUGUCUCUGCCUCCCCGUCUACCUGACUGGCCAGGGCCUGAGAGCCCUGCUGCUCCACUGCGGGGCCGGGAGGGCUGACUCCCUGCUUCCUCCAAGCUGCUGCCUCCCCUGCAGCCAGGGUCUGGGCAGGGUGCGGCCAGUCCUUGGGGCACGCAGCUUCCUUCAAGUGCACUGUGUGUGCUUUCCGGACCUGCGGCGAUGCCGCGGGCCUGCCUUUUCUACGCGCCUCACUAGCUUACCACCCUGUGCAGGUAAUGCAACUGACUUUGUCUCAUCAGCCUUUUUCUUUCCCUGCCACCCUUUAUUUAUCAAGCAUAAUGUUACACUUUAAAGGACAGCAAAUAAGAACUUUGUAGAAUCCCACCAGGACUUUGCUAACAAUAAUGUUUGGAAAUAAAGAAAUGCUCUGAAAAAUAUCAGCCACCAAAAUAGUUUUGUUGGCACUGUGUUCACACGCAUGGUCCCCACAUCCCCAGGUUGGGUGGGUUUUUUGGGGUUUUUUUUUUUUUGGUAUUUUUUUGUUUUUGGGCUUUUUCAUGUUACAUCCAUAUCUGUAUUUAUAUCUUAUUUGUUUCACUUUCAAGUGUAUCAUGGCAAAUGUACAGAUUUUUUUUGUUAAUAAUGUGCUAGGAUUUGCUAAAAAAGAAAACAAACAAAAAAAAAACCCUUUUGAGUUUGCCCUAGAAUAAAUGAGACUUAAUUCAA